Rhododendron vialii is the source of this 1560-nucleotide messenger RNA. Its product is annotated as cytochrome b561 and DOMON domain-containing protein At4g17280-like. NCBI's taxonomy places the organism in Eukaryota, Viridiplantae, Streptophyta, Magnoliopsida, Ericales, Ericaceae. The transcript has 3 exons. Bases 204 to 1382 code for a protein of 392 amino acids. The record is from RefSeq and is a predicted model, not a curated record.
CGGAGAGUUCUAAUCCCAUCAGGAUUUGGACGCACAGUUAAUUCCUUGCUAACCAAGACUUAGCAUAACCUAUAUAAACAACACCACCAUGCCCUGAUUUUUCACCGUCAUUACAAAACUCACGCUCUCUUCUUCUCCCUACUUCCGCCGUAGCCUUUUCACCUCAUCUUCUCUUCUGUUCUUCGAUCGCAAGGCGAACGUCAAUGCCAACACAGAAACUGGUGUUUCUGCUUUGUCUCCUGAUUAGUUUCUUUUCGACUCCGUCCCUCGCUCUUUCCGUUGCCGGUGGUUCAUUGUGUUCCGACUCCGUGUUCCCUAAUAACCGAGUCUUCGCCUCGUGCACUGAUCUUCCCAAUCUUGAUUCUUUCCUCCACUGGACUUACACCCCUUCCUCAUCCACUAUCCACAUCGCUUACCGCCACGGCCAAGUCAGUUCAUCGUCGUGGGUUGCAUGGGGAAUCAAUCCCACGUCCAAAGGCAUGAUUGGAACUCAAGCCAUCGUCGCAUACCCAAGGCCAGAUGGAACCGUUGCAGUCUUCACGUCACCAGUCGAUAGCUAUGGUACCCAGCUACGAGAGGGGAAUCUGACUUUCCCUGUCUCAGAUUUGUCAGCCAUGUUUAUGGACAACGAGAUGGUUAUAUUCGCAACCAUUGAGCUUCCUGAAAACACUACGAGCGUUAAUCAUGUUUGGCAAGAUGGACCAAUCUCGGGUGAUAAUCUUGGAAUGCAUGGUGUAUCUGGAAACCAUCUCCAAUCCAUGGGAAAUCUGAAUCUCUCGUCAGGACAAGCCUUUGGGUCUCAUGGAGGCAAUUCAAAAACCAAACUGAAGAUAGCACAUGGAGUUCUAAAUGCUGUUAGUUGGGGUAUUAUGAUGCCUUUGGGAUUUAUGGCGGCAAGGUAUCUCAAGGCCCUCGGACCACGAGCAGACCCUCUUUGGUUCUACACUCACGUAUCUCUGCAGCUCUCUGGCUAUUUUCUUGGCAUGGCGGGAGGCGCAACUGGGCUUGUUCUUGGCGGCAUGUCAUCUGGAAAUCAUCAUCCUUGCCACAUGGGUAUUGGGAGCACACUUUUUGCCCUUGGAUUACUACAGAUUUCUGCACUAUUUCUGCGACCUGCGAAGGACCACAAGCACAGACAUAUUUGGAAUUGGUUCCACCAUCUCACAGGCUACUUAGUUCUUGUCUUGAGCUUGGUCAACAUAUGGGUAGGCUUCACCAUUUUGAAGCCUGCAAAGGGAUGGAUGAUCGGGUAUGGUUCUAUCUCCGGUGCAAUCAUGCUUACCUUGCUGAUUUUAGAAGUUUGGAAGAAGAUGACAAGAGAUGGAAAGAUCAGUGGAGCACAAGUCAAUGCAACUCCCACAAGUGCAGAAAACAAAGUCUAGAUCAUGAUUGUUUGCUGAUACGUAGUUCGACAUAGUUCUUGUUGUUGAUACCUAACUGAAAAAGAUUUUGCUAAAUUCCUAGUUGUUUGUUGUGUCUUCUCAGAGGAGCCUUAUUCUUUGUGCUGAAAACAUGGAUUUGUUUGGCUUGGAUUUAAUAAAAUAACCUUGUUUUACAUUU